Coffea arabica (coffee) is the source of this 615-nucleotide messenger RNA. RefSeq lists its product as uncharacterized. NCBI's taxonomy places the organism in Eukaryota, Viridiplantae, Streptophyta, Magnoliopsida, Gentianales, Rubiaceae. The record is from RefSeq and is a predicted model, not a curated record. Gene Ontology annotation, molecular function: nucleic acid binding; RNA-DNA hybrid ribonuclease activity.
AUGGGUAAGGCUCGUGCAUUCUCCAAGACCUCCUUUGCACGCGAUCGGGACUGUCCAUGGGCACAUUUGGGCGGCCUUAACAGGCGGGUUAAGGAUGUUGCAUUGGUUUCUUGGGAAAAGCCUCCACCGGGGUGGUUCAAGCUUAACACUGAUGCCAGUGUCCUCCACGGUAGGGCAUUCGGGGAUGGGGACGUACGAGAUCAUUGUGGGAGGGUGAUCUUCGCCAAUUACAAGGAGUUUGGAGAGUUGGAUGUGUUGGAAGUUGAGGCGCAGUCUCUUCGGGAAGGCCUAGCAAUGUGUGCAGCUCGGAUAGUGUGCACAUUGAUUGUUGAAUCAGACUCAAAUGUCCUUGUCCAGCUAGUGAAUUCGGAGGUUGUGUCGAAGUGGACAGUGUGCAAUGUUCUACGGGAGAUUAGACACCUCCGUCGGAUGAAUGCACCCCUUCACCACGUGUUUCACGAGGCCAACUCGGUGGUAGGUGCAUUAGCCUCAUUGCGAUUGGGUGGGCAGCGGUGCUACGCCUCAUUCGCGGCCCUGCCUCUCAGAGCUAGAAGGGAGGCUCGUCUUGACUGUUGCGAAGUUCCACGUCUACGUGAGGUGCCGAUUAGGGCUUGA